Drosophila persimilis is the source of this 891-nucleotide messenger RNA. It is a transcript of the gene Mthfs, whose product is annotated as 5-formyltetrahydrofolate cyclo-ligase. Gene Ontology annotation, cellular component: mitochondrion. Bases 108 to 800 code for a protein of 230 amino acids. Gene Ontology annotation, biological process: tetrahydrofolate interconversion; folic acid-containing compound biosynthetic process. The transcript is spliced from 3 exons. Lineage: Eukaryota; Metazoa; Arthropoda; Insecta; Diptera; Drosophilidae. The record is from RefSeq and is a predicted model, not a curated record. Gene Ontology annotation, molecular function: 5-formyltetrahydrofolate cyclo-ligase activity.
GCGGUGGACCCACUCUGGAUCGCCCUGCCAUUUGUUUACGGAUCGCAGUGGGGAGAAAAACGAGCGACUGAUAACCGAGCGCUGAUAAGACACCCGGAGACCUACAGAUGUCCGCUUCUAGGCGGCAGCUGCAGACAGUUUUCACCGGUUUGGACGAGUGUGUGAGCAUCGCAUCGGACAAAGACAAAGCGCGGAUGGCGUCGACUAUACAAAAUGGCCUGAAAGUGGCCCUGAGGAAGAGCAUGAAGGAUGCGCUCAAGUGCUUGGAGCCGGAGGCUAUAAAGCGGCAAUCGCACGCGGUCACCGCAAAGGUGCUCCAAAGCGAGGCCUUCCGUCAGGCGCAACGUGUGAGCAUCUACCUGAGCACCAGCGGCGAGGUGGACACGACAGAGUUGCUCUGCGAGAUGUUUCGCCUGGAGAAGAUGGUGUUUGUGCCCAGCUACGAGGGGGCCAGCAUGAAAAUGGUGCGUCUACGUGGCAUGGAGGAGUACGAGAGCCUGCCCCUGACCAAAUGGAACAUCAAGCAGCCCGACUUCAAGGAGACCCGCGAAGAUGCCAUGACCAAUGGUCACGGCAUUGAUCUGUUUAUUGUGCCCGGUGUGGCAUUCACCCGCUGCGGUGCUCGCAUGGGCCAUGGCAUGGGCUAUUAUGACAAAUUCCUGCGCCAGCACUCUGACAAAUAUCCCCACAAGAAGAUCUCCUUCAUGGCCCUAGCCCUCAACGAACAGAUUGUGAGCCAGGAGGAUCUACCGAUGGACAACCAUGACGUGCGUUUGCAUAGUGUCAUAACAGAAAAGUAAGCCCAGAUCCUUUCGAUCCUAUAUUUGUAUAGAUCCGAGCUUUUUAGCGAAUUGUAUAAUCAAGAUAAACUGACAUUUCCCCAUCUUCCGA